AUGUCGUAUCAUGCCCCACAGAGUCCUUCGCGACAGCAUGAAAUUAUUCUGUACACAGUUUCACAAGUCUCCAACGCCGUUGGCAGGCCAAGAAUCCUCACCGACUUGCACUUCCUCGACGCCAGGCGCGAGACUUUGGUCCCCUCAGAAGAACGAGCGCAUGCCGAGCAGCUCGUCAGAACCGACGAGUUCCGCAGGUGGACUCAAAGCCGAGGGUCAUCACAGCUCCUCGUCCACGGCCACCUCCCGGCAGGCGCCGCCCGCGGCCGCCCGUCAGGGCUGUCCUACGUCUGCCUGUCACUCGCAAACGUGCUCAUGGAGCAUGCCGACCGUUUUAUCAAUCUGGUAUUCUUCUGCGACAUGGAAACAGUCCACUACGGCUGGCCAAGAAGUGACGGCCGCGAGAUGAUCCGGAGUCUCCUCUACCAGCUCCUGGCGCAGAUGCGUCGCCUCGGCAUUAUCCACAGCUUCGCCUGGACCCCACAGUAUUUCCAGGACAUCAGGAGGGGUGACCUGGAUGCUCUGACCGCCCAGUUCGAACAUCUGAUCUAUAUCACACCGCCCCAUCUCACGAUCUGUUGUGUGGUGGAUGGUACGAACUACCGCGCACUUUCGUGGCUGAAUAUUGCCUGCCUCUUUCCUUGGCUUGUCUCUGCAAGGGAUGCCGUCGCCCCUUCAACAUCAAUAAUUACCCCCAACCGUCGUCCCACCGAGGCGAUGGCCAUCACCGUGACGUCCCUCAGGACUAUAGUGUCCACAGGUGCAUCUGCCACGCAGACCACGACCGUCGCGACGACUCUGACCAUCACCCCGAACCCGCUGACCACCGCCUUCGAGCCGCCGCCCUACUGCACGCAGAGCUACCUGUCCAACUGCCAGACGGACGUCGUGUCCGGGACGUACCCAUGCUUCCAACGGCCAGUCCUGCUACCCGCCCAUCCCGGGCGUCCUGGACAACACCUACCUGUACUCGCCCGGGCUGAGCUGUCCCCGCGGCUGGUCGACGGCGGGACCGUCACCGCGGGGCAGGAGACCAUGGUCGUCAACGGCCUCUCGCAGUGCCCCGCCUCGACGACCGUCUUCAGCCUCGGGCGGGACCCCGUCCAGCUGACCUGGCUCAACGCCGACUCGACUAGCAUGUCCAUCUCGGGGACCCCGGUCUUCACGGUGUCGGCCGAGCGCGUCGCCCUGCUCUACCGGUCAUCCGACGUGGCAGCCGCCGCCGGGGCGUCGUCAGCGGCCACGGGCGGCGCGGACGCGGGCCCGGGACCGUCCGGCUCAGCAUCAUCAGGCUCGGGCUCAUCAGGUCUGUCAGCCGGAGCAGUAGCAGGCAUAGCCAUCGGCGCCGCGGCCGUCGGCGUCCUCCUCGUCUCGGGGCUCUUCUGGCUGUGCCUCCGCCGCCGCAGGAGCGCCCAGGGUCCCGCGGCGGCGUAUUAUAACAGCCAAGGCGGGGACGCUCACCACCCACCCCCGGCACCAGCGCAUGCUCCGUCCCCCGGCCACGCCCCGGCCGGAGCAGCCGUGCACGAGCUCAAAGCCUCGGGGUGUGCGGUCUCCUCGCCCCAGGUGUUGCCCGCCGGCCACGCCGCGCCGAACGCGACGGAGCUGCUGGGCAGCACGCCCUCGGACCACCGCUGGGUAGGCCUGCCACAGGAUGGGGUGGACUCUCGCCGUGGCGGCGGGACACCCGUGCCUGUGCCCGGGGAGGUCUCGGUUUCAAAUGACUACUAUCAGCUGCCAGGGACUUAUGAAAGGGGCCAGGGGCCGCUGGACGAUUCGAGGCAGAACACGCCGAUUAAUCUUGUUGGUCCGGGCGCUGGAGGGAGAGGGUAUCCGCCAGAGAAGACUGGUUGGUGA
Messenger RNA from Diaporthe batatas, 1857 nucleotides. RefSeq lists its product as uncharacterized. The record is from RefSeq and is a predicted model, not a curated record. Bases 1 to 1857 code for a protein of 618 amino acids. The transcript is spliced from 5 exons. NCBI's taxonomy places the organism in Eukaryota, Fungi, Ascomycota, Sordariomycetes, Diaporthales, Diaporthaceae.